AUGGCCGCUGUUACGUCCCUCCGGGUAACAGACCCUCUUGCACAACAAAGCAAGGACAAUGCGGUGGUCAACGUCACCGAAGUCGACGUCAACGACAACGACAGAUUCAUUGUCCACUCGCCAUACACAGACCCGGAGCACUUGCUGGACCUCGAGACCCUCGACAAUGAGAACGCCCUUCUCGCCAGAGCCUUGUCUCACUUGGAAUGCCUCCGCGCAGACUACGCCACGGCCGACUAUGUCGAAUCUUUCAACUGGGGAGACGUCAUGCGCGAACUCAAAACCCUCGUCCAGACAACAGGUAAAUCGUACAAGGAGACUUCCUUCUACAUUGUGGCGUUCCGCUCGCAAAUUCCGCCCACGACAGUCUAUGGCGACCUCGGAGUCCUGGACAAAGCAGCCCACGCUGAGGCCAACCAAGUUGGGGGUUUCUUGAAAUACUGGUUCGGGAGCCCUGAUGCUGAAGGACGAAACCUCGCAACUUGCGUUUGGAGGUCCAGACCAGACGCCGUCAAGGCUGGCCAUGGUCCUGCUCACCGCAAAGCGAGUCGUGCGACUGCAUCCAUGUACUCAUUCUGGCGGAUUGAUCGGCACCGAUUGGUGAUCCAUGAAGGCGCAGAAAGUUGGGAGAUCAUCGACUGGACAGACUAA
Colletotrichum gloeosporioides is the source of this 651-nucleotide messenger RNA. RefSeq lists its product as uncharacterized. The coding region runs from base 1 to 651 and encodes 216 amino acids. The transcript is spliced from 2 exons. The record is from RefSeq and is a predicted model, not a curated record. NCBI's taxonomy places the organism in Eukaryota, Fungi, Ascomycota, Sordariomycetes, Glomerellales, Glomerellaceae.